Molecule: messenger RNA, 2301 nt
Organism: Ilyonectria robusta
Lineage: Eukaryota; Fungi; Ascomycota; Sordariomycetes; Hypocreales; Nectriaceae
Exons: 3
Coding region: 1-2301 (766 amino acids)
Biological process (GO): nuclear-transcribed mRNA catabolic process, nonsense-mediated decay
Cellular component (GO): telomerase holoenzyme complex
Molecular function (GO): telomeric repeat DNA binding; protein binding; telomerase RNA binding
Source: RefSeq, a predicted model, not a curated record
AUGGACUUCACCAAAAGAUGGGUCACCCAUUUGCGGAGCAACCACCGUCAGGAAACCUCCACUCAUACGUUUUUCUGUCCUCUUUGCAAAUCUGAGUUGCCCAGCGACAGCGAGGACCUUUUUCGGUCCCACGUUCUUGAAGAUCGUGAAAAGCACGCCGACUGGGCCACGGAUGAAGAGAUAUUUAACGCCUACAAGCGCAUCACAACUAAAACGCUACAAGAAACGCAACAACAAACGGAUCGAUCCCGCAAGCGUCGCGUAUCGGGUGACCCGGAAGACACCGGCGAUGUGGCCCAAGAAACUCCCGGGUCGAGCCCGGAUCCCGGAGGCGGCGGCGGAGAGGGCCGGACCUUUAAGAAGCGGUCUCCGUCGGUGGAUCACCAACCGGGCCCGUCACCGCCCGUGGCCACGAGUAUCCGCAGUCGCGCCAGAGUAGCCGACCCGGGAGACAACUUCGACCGAGGCCCGAAGAAUCCUUCUGGAAGACAGUUGUGGACUGACGGUGAUGGCACUAAGACCCCCCAAGGCCGUUCGGUUCCCGCAGCCUCGUCCUCUGUCGCUCGACAGCCACCCUCAAAUAAGGCAAGCCGGCAGUCUCAGCCUUCCUCCCACGUCAACGAGGCUGAGCCAGUAAUCCAAAUGAUGCGCCAACCAGAGACCAGACCGAUAUCGCAAGAUCAACUGGUCGCUGAAGUUAAAGGAAUAUAUGCGGGCCUGGUCAUGGUCGAAACAAAGUGCAUUGAAGUCGACAAUGCCCAGUCGUCAAACACAGAUGCUAACAAACUCAAUAACGAACAAUGGCAAGCGCUAAUCGCCCUCCACCGAACACUUCUGCACGAACAUCACGACUUCUUCCUCGCUAGCCAGCAUCCCUCAGCCAGUGUACCACUACGUGGCCUUGCUUCAAAAUAUGCCAUGCCUGCUCGCAUGUGGCGCCACGGCAUCCACUCCUUUCUUGAACUCCUCCGGCAUCGGUUGCCGGCAUCUCUCGAACACAUGCUUACCUUCUUGUAUCUUGCGUAUAGUAUGAUGGCAUUGCUAUAUGAGACAGUGCCAGCAUUCGAGGAUACUUGGAUCGAAUGUUUGGGAGACCUGGGUCGCUAUCGCAUGGCGAUCGAGGACGACGAUAUUAAAGAUCGAGAGGUCUGGACCGGGGUGAGCCAGCACUGGUACAGUAAGGCUUCGAACAAGUCUCCAAACACCGGUCGCCUUUACCAUCAUUUGGCGAUCCUGGCUCGACCCAAUGCGUUACAACAGCUUUACUACUACGCGAAGUCGCUCUGUGUGCCGAUUCCAUUCCUUAGUGCGAGGGAAAGCGUUAUGACCCUCUUCGACCCUAUCUUGGAUUCUGAUCCGCGUCACCUAUCAGAAGUCGAUACCAACUUUGUCCGGGUGCAUGCAAUUCUCUUUUCGGGCAAAGGGGACGAGGACAAGCUUAAAGACUCCAUGGAAAGGUUCCUGGUCAUCCUUGAUUCGAAAAUUGCUGGACUCACAAAAAAGUGGCUUGAAGCUGGUUAUUUCAUGGGCAUUGCCACCUGUUGUUCGCUCCUCGGUUAUGGCAAUGAAUCUAAUGUUCUCAUGAAGGCUAUAUCUCAGCGACCAGAUGAGACAGACGUUACCAUGGGUAACUCGGUACUGGAGGUACCCCCUAGUGAAUCCUUUAAGAAAGCACUCGAGUUUGCGGUCAAGACAUAUGAGAUCGUCGUUCUCCGCUGGGGAGAUACGAACACUCUUCCGUUCGUUCAUACAAUGAUGGUACUCAUCCACAAGUUGGCGCAAUACCCGGCUGCUAUGUCAUACCUUGAACAGGUGUUUCCUUGGAAGUUGACUAUGGUCAUGUUAAACUACCACUUGACUUCGUGCGACUUCGAACCAAGAAUGGACGGAGACUUCCCUGGUCCAGAGAAGGAUGAGGCUCCCAGGCCUUUACCGGAGGAUUAUGCCAUGCGAGGCCUUAUCUACGUUGAUGACUACUACCCUAAGUUGUGGUUCGUCAACGAGAAGAUCGACGAGGACGAGAAGUACUUCGAACUCGCGUCAAUGGUCGACCAGCGAAAGGAGCGAAUACUGUAUCUUGGUUACAAGAUUGCAGCUCAGGGCACAUGGUUAAAGUUUGACGCUGACAGUCGGCAGUUUUCCGUCGCAGACAAGUAUGAUGAGGACUUUGGUAUCGUUUCUCGGCCAGCAGAGGCCCAGGAAAUAACUCGGGAAGUGAAGAAGGAUGGAAGGGACUUGGAUUUAGAUAACCCUCCUCGAUUUCCUACGGAUGAAACCUUGGAACAGAAGCUACCACUAUGA